Morchella sextelata is the source of this 870-nucleotide messenger RNA. RefSeq lists its product as uncharacterized. Lineage: Eukaryota; Fungi; Ascomycota; Pezizomycetes; Pezizales; Morchellaceae. The record is from RefSeq and is a predicted model, not a curated record. The transcript has a single exon. Bases 1 to 870 code for a protein of 289 amino acids.
AUGGAAGACCACGGACAAGCUGUCUGUUACAGCCUUGAAUCCCUCACCUUAGGUCGGGUCUAUAUGGCGUCUGUAUCUAUCGAAACCGUUCUCACUCAAUGGAUUAUCGACACCAAACUUCGUUCCAGUUCCAACUUGGUACCCCACUCGAAGGGGCCCAGAGAUUCGCUCGUUGAUUUCGAACUCCCCUUUGACAGAGGGGCUAGAGAACAACCGAUAGUAUGCCUCUCUGUAAACCCUAAUGCUGGUACAUGGGUAGGCUGUGUCUUUUACACACUGGAUGAAGCUCGUAAUUGCGCGGAGAUAGCCAGAAAGAUGGGAUUGCCGGUGAAGGAUUUCAGAAAACUUUUGGCACGGACCAAAGCCAGCCAAAGCAUCCAAUCCUCUGAUGUCAUGAUUAACGUUCAACAUGACUCGAAUAUCCCUUGUCCAAACCACCAAGGAUUCAAUGGUGAAGAAGAGAAUCCGGGGUUUUAUAUGUUUUGUCUACCGGCCACCCUUCGAUUUCCUCAAAAUGGCAGCUUGAAGCUUUACCUCCCGAAGGUGGUAAGAAAGGCAGAUCUUACACCAGCUUAUCCGUGUCCCGGUUUCAUUGUCGAUCCAGCCACAUUCGGGGGUGUUUGGGAUUACAUCCGGGGAACGAAGGAAUCUUUGGAAAAGAGACUCGAGUCCAAACUUUGGAGGAAAGUUGACCGUUUCCGUGUCAAGGCGGCUGUGGAUAGAGAAAAAUUGGAAAGUAGUGGAUAUGGAGAGCCAAUGGACAUUGACAGUAACGAGAGAAUGGGACAAGGCAGUAGCCAUCAAGUGAAGAGAAAGCAGGAAUAUGAGGACGGAGAAGCACCAAAAAAAAGGAAAAUCAUUUCCAGUUGA